AUGGACGUUAGCAGGAUGAGCUUCAGAAGAUCGUCCCAUACUCGAGUGUCACGCGCCUCCACUUCCGGCAUCAGCAGGUUCUUCAAGCAGUCCAGGCGAAAGCAGUCGACGAGAAUCAGGAAAUGCAUGUGUCUACCGUCCAAUUACGCCAUCGUGGAGUUUCCCGUCGUCUGGUCCGAGCUCAGGGCUAACCAGCAGCUGUGCGAUGGUGUCAUAAGAUGCCCGAGGGAUCAAGUAUUCCCAGUCCAUCGCGCCAUACUAUCCGCGGUGAGCCCCUACUUCAAGGCCCUUUUCACCAACAGCUUGAGAGGCGGAAAAACCGAGACCUCAGAAGUCGUCAUCAAUUCCGUGCCCGGUGAAAUUUUCAGUCUGAUCCUCGAUUACGCCUACACGGGCACCUGCAACAUAAACGCGGACAAUGUCGAGCAACUAUUGCCGGUCGCCGAUCAGUUCGAAGUCCUCGGAAUCGUUCAGCUCUGCUGUCAAUUCUUGCUACAGGAGCUACGACCGGAGAAUUGCUUAGGUAUUUUCAAAUUUGCACGCCACUACUUCUGUCGCGAUCUCGAGAAGCAAGGCCGUAAAUACAUACGUCACCACUUCAAGCAGAUACUGCAGGAGAGCGCGGAAUUCAAGGAUCUCCAUUACGAUGAAUUGGAGGCAAUAUUGCGCGACGAUGAGCUUAAUGUGAAAAACGAGGAGAUCGUGUUUGACGCUGUCAAGACGUGGGUUGAAACUAGUGUCGAGAAGAGGCGGGUUUAUUUACCGAGGUUGUUGAAAUGUAUACGUUACGGUCUCAUGAGUCAUAAGUAUUUCAUUAAUAACAUCCUCAACUGGAAGCUCGUCGAGGAGGAUGAGGCGUGCCAACAAAUACUGCUUCCUGUAAAUACCUAUUUAACCGAGCAAGAUGCAAAGCAGAACAGUGGCGAGAUCGAUCUAAAAAAUCCUCUUGCGAGACCCCGAAUCCCAUACGAAAUAUUGUUUGCGAUCGGUGGAUGGAGCGCUGGUUCGCCCACCAGUUUUGUAGAAACUUAUGACACAAGAGCUGACAGAUGGUUCGUAUCAAUGAACACGGAUGUAACACCGAGGACUUAUCAUGGACUGUGCACCCUGAACAAUCUCAUUUAUAUGAUCGGCGGAUUCGAUGGCAACGAGCACUUUAGUACAGUGCGAUGCUUCGAUCCGGUGACGAAAGAAUGGCGAGAACGCGCCUGCAUGUACCAUGCCAGAUGUUACGUCAGCGUUUGUACGCACGGCGGCAAGAUUUAUGCGCUCGGCGGAUACAAUGGCCGCACAAGGAUGAGCUCCGGCGAACGAUACGAACCGCAGAGGAACCAGUGGGAGAUGAUACCGUCGAUGCAUCGGCAACGAUCGGACGCGAGCGCGGCCGCCCUACACGACAAGAUCUACAUCGUCGGCGGCUUCAAUGGCCAGGAAGUUCUCGAUUCGGCCGAGGUCUUUGAUGUGGAGACUAACCAGUGGACCAACAUCCACUCGAUGAUCAGUCCGCGAUCCGGGGUCUCCCUCGUCGCCUUUCGCGAUAGUCUCUAUGCUCUCGGCGGAUUCAGCGGCGUCGCCAGAUUGAGUUCCGGAGAGCGUUACACUCCAAAUCAUUCCGACCAAUGGCACGAGAUCUCGGAAAUGUUUAGCCCACGCAGCAAUUUUGCCACAGUCAUACUUGAUGAUAUGAUUUUUGUUAUUGGCGGUUACAACGGAUCGAGUACAAUCGCGUACGUCGAAUGUUACGAUGCGGAUUACAACGAAUGGUACGAUGCAUCUCCCAUGAAUCUCAGUCGCAGCGCUCUCAGUGCCUGUGUGCUAGCCGGUUUGGCGAACGCACGAGAGUACUCCUAUCUCGGCAAAGCGCGAGAUCUCGGUCAAGGGCAAGCAACAUCAAAGAAUCGGGAAAAGUCUCAAACUGGCGAGGAUUCAACCGAGACUAAUAUUAUAAUCUCCGCACGAGAAAAUGGACCGAUCGACGUAAGCGAGUCGGUGCACUGA
This is a messenger RNA of Cataglyphis hispanica, 1998 nucleotides long. Its product is annotated as kelch-like protein 10. The transcript is spliced from 9 exons. Lineage: Eukaryota; Metazoa; Arthropoda; Insecta; Hymenoptera; Formicidae. The record is from RefSeq and is a predicted model, not a curated record. Gene Ontology annotation, molecular function: protein binding. Bases 1 to 1998 code for a protein of 665 amino acids.